AUGCCGGACGAGAAUGGGCCCCCCGAGAACUGUUCUCAUCCGCUUCCUAAGAUCUACAGCCCGGGGACAAGGUACUUCAAGCGGCAAAAGAAAAGGGUGACGUUCAGUGGGAAGACCGUUGGUUGUCUUUUUUCCUGGACCUGUCCCAAGGAACUGGCAAUGAAGAGGGAAGAAGUUUUGCAACGGCGAGAAGAGAAACAACUACACAAGAAGAACGUUCAGGCACACACUGGCAUUCCCAGCGACCUGCUCUUUACUUGGAAGGGAAAGAAAAAGAUUUUCAAGGACAACAUGGAGGCAGAGAGAUUCUUGCUAGAGCAAGAUGUUUAG
Messenger RNA from Coregonus sp. 'balchen', 330 nucleotides. NCBI's taxonomy places the organism in Eukaryota, Metazoa, Chordata, Actinopteri, Salmoniformes, Salmonidae. The record is from the annotation of a GenBank genome assembly.